This is a messenger RNA of Bipolaris maydis ATCC 48331, 480 nucleotides long. The record is from RefSeq and is a predicted model, not a curated record. NCBI's taxonomy places the organism in Eukaryota, Fungi, Ascomycota, Dothideomycetes, Pleosporales, Pleosporaceae.
AUGGGAGGCGAGGGCGCGGGCGAGGGUGCAGCGAGUGGUGUGGAGACGGGCAACAGGGCCUGCCAUGGCGCCGCUUGGGCAUCAACUGCCACGGGCCAGCGCCUGACGGUCAGCAAGCUAGCAGAGCACAUGUACCACAGACCCGCUGUCGCCGGCGCGCCUGGCCUGCCUGCACAUUGGCCGACACCACACACGACUCGACCGCUCCAGCAGCGUGGGGACGGCGGUUUGGCUCGGGCACAGCCGACGGCGGCAGAUUUUACGGUGGGUUUGCAAAUGCAAUCGACAUUGGCUGCGAGUGCCUGUGCCCGUGUCAGGCAGGCCGGUGCCAGCCGCUGGUGUGGGCUGGCCGGUGGUGACGUUGGCAUGCCUGCUGGUGCUGCUGUGCUGCUCCCACUAUGCUCUGCCCUCGCCAGUCGCCUCACCGACACAAGGCACACACACCCACACGCUCUCACGCUCGCCCGGCUCUGCCAGUAG